AUGGCGUCAGCUGGGUCUCUGGACGAGUCGGCUGAGAUGGCGUCCGUGGCGAGCGCGUGGUCCGAGACGUCGUCGCUGGCGUGGGAGGUUACCGUGGGCGACGGAGUGGACGGGGCAGACGACGGAGUGGACCUUCUGAGUGUCCUGCAGGGGGCGCUCUACCUGCUGGUGUGCGUGUGCGGGCUGGCGGGGAACGCGCUGGUGGCGGUCGCCGUGGUGAUGAGGGACCGGCUGGCGUCAGCCACUAGCGUGUACGUGCUGACCCUGGCGCUGGCCGACGGCCUCUUCAUGCUCGGCCUCCCGCUGCUCGCCACCCAGACACUGCUGGGCCGAUGGCCGUUCGGGGAGGCCGCGUGCCGCUUGACCAUGGCGCUGGACGGCAUGAACCAGUUCACCAGCGCCUUCUUACUCGCCGCCAUGGGGCUGGACCGCUACGCUGUGCUGACCGCUCCACUGCGCUGGUGGGCCUGGCGGUCUCCGCGGCGGGCGGGGCUGGUGGCGUCGGCGCUCUGGCUGCUCUCGCUGACCCCCGUGUUGCCCGUGGCGACACGCUUCUCGGCGCGGAGCGGCUACUGUGCUCUGGACGCGGAGCUGAUGGAGGGGGCCGGCGGCCUGCUGUUCCUGACCAGCGCCUUCCUGCUGGGCUUCGCGCUGCCGCUGGGCGUCAUGGUGAGCACGUGUGGGGCGUUGGUGUGGCGACGGCAGGCCGGGGCGGUCGUCACGGAGACGGAGCGGGCGGAGCGGCAGGUGGGGGUCAUGGUGGCGGCGGUGGCCGGCGUCUUCGGGGUCUGCUGGCUGCCCUUCUACCUGCUCAACUUCCUGUCGCUGUGUCUGGACGCGGCGCUGCUGGACGAGGGGUUCGUGAGGGCCUUCGAGGCGGCUGUGCUGCUGUCGUACGCCUGGAGCUGCGCCAACCCCGCCCUCUACGCCCUCCUCUGCCCCACCCUCAGACGACACUUCUCCACCCUGCUCUGCCCCCACAAGCACCCCCCCACGUCCCACACACACACACGCACACACACACACACACACACCGAGCGCUACCACCUCAAUGACACCGCCCUACCUGACCCAGGUGAGGUGGUGUAACACUACACACCUGAACCACACUGCCCUACCUGACCCAGGUGAGGUGGUGUGAGGACAUCUUCACAAGGCUCCAACAGCGACAGGUGUGGACAUUUUCACCUGAGCUGACCGCUUGUGUUCCGUAACUAUGCAUCUCUGAGCUGACCGCUUGUGUUCCGUAACUACGCAUCUCUGAGCUGACCGCUUGUGUUCCGUAACUACGCAUCUCUGAGCUGACCGCUUGUGUUCCGUAACUACACAUCUCUGAGCUGAAGUCGUAGCAGGACAGAAACUCCAUAAUAAUCAUCUCUCAAGUGACAGAGGAGGUGCCAGGCGGUGAGUGACAGCUAAUCAGGAUGCAGGGUGAAACCUCCAGCCAAUCAGGAUGCAGGGUGGAUCAUCCAGAACAGCGCCCUCUGGAAUCUCUGCUGUGGAUUACACACACACACAUAGAUAGUAAUGCUUCAAUACUGUAAUGACUGGCAUUGCUAUGCUAGCCCAUAUAGUUCCAGGCUAUUUGUCUUCAGCUCUAGUGCUACACUGAUGGACAACACAAAUGUUUAGCUCAUAUACGUUAGAGGAACAACACAAAAUGAAAUAUUAGCUUCACUGAAUAAGCUAGGUUAUUUACUGAGUUCAGUAUUGUGUAAAUGGUGUUUACUUGUUUGGAUAAUCAUUUUAGGCAUUUUUACCCUACUAAAUAAUCUAGGCUGUUUACUGAGUUACUUAUUCUGUAAGUGGUGUUGACUUGUUUUGAUAAUCAUUAUGACGUUAUAAAGUCGUUCCCACUGCAGCUGCUGGUUAAAACUCUGAUGAACACUGAUGUAGCACCAAGAGAAACAAACAAAACACACACGCUAACACACACACACACACACGUUAACAAACAAAACACACACGCUAACACACACACACACACGUUAACAAACAAACAGACUAGGGCUAUCCAAGGUUCGAAGCCGAAUCUUCAGCUUUUUAAUGGAAUUCGGAUUCCAUUGUUUAGUACUCACCACAAUCAUUGAAAUUAUCAUUGCGAGAGAGUUAUCUCUUAUGAUCCAAGAUAGAUAUUCUUUGAGUUUUUUAACCUUUAUUUUAACUAAUGACAUAGAAAACAUGAUGAAUUGCAUCCACAUAUCUGUUGCCUAAAACUGUAAGACUCAGCCUUCCUCGGAAACUUAUAGAGCUCUUAAAAUGACAGGCACUAAUUAGCCUCACAGUCUUAAAGUGACAGACACUCAAUUAGACCUACACACCACCAAUACAAUGUAGCCUAAUGACAUUAAAGAUAAGUGUAUUAGUUU
This is a messenger RNA of Alosa alosa (allis shad), 2369 nucleotides long. Its product is annotated as somatostatin receptor type 2. Lineage: Eukaryota; Metazoa; Chordata; Actinopteri; Clupeiformes; Clupeidae. The transcript has a single exon. The record is from RefSeq and is a predicted model, not a curated record. Gene Ontology annotation, cellular component: membrane; neuron projection. Bases 1 to 1089 code for a protein of 362 amino acids. Gene Ontology annotation, molecular function: neuropeptide binding; somatostatin receptor activity. Gene Ontology annotation, biological process: neuropeptide signaling pathway; cellular response to glucocorticoid stimulus; regulation of insulin secretion.